[Torrubiella] hemipterigena is the source of this 1384-nucleotide messenger RNA. The record is from the annotation of a GenBank genome assembly. Lineage: Eukaryota; Fungi; Ascomycota; Sordariomycetes; Hypocreales; Clavicipitaceae.
CUCAAUGCUCUCGCACGUGCUUCUCCACUAAACAAAAGUUGCUGAAGGAACAUCCCAUCUUUUCCUAGUACAACGACCGAACAAGCCCGCCGGUCGCCGCCAUUUCAAUUUAAUUGUACAAACAGCAGGAUGUCGUCUCCCGAGCAGCGUGCCGCUGGUGUUAAACGCCCGAGGACGCAAUCGCUUCCUCCUCCUGAGCUGCCACAGCUUGUUGCCGAGCAGAGCACGCCAAUUCCGCCCACAGACAAAGACUCGCAGCGCCUGAUUGUGGUGCUGUCCAAUGCCAGCCUGGAGACAUAUAAGGCGUCGCAUGGCGGCAGCAGCCGCAGCGGCGUGCACCGCGAGGAGAAGUACUCGCUACUGAACAGUGAUGAGCAUAUCGGCGUCAUGCGCAAGAUGAACAGAGAUAUUAGUGACGCUCGCCCGGACAUUACACAUCAGUGCCUCCUCACCCUCCUAGACUCUCCCAUCAACAAAGCCGGCAAGCUCCAAAUAUACAUCCACACAGCAAAGGGCGUCCUGAUCGAGGUGUCCCCGUCCGUCCGUAUCCCGCGAACCUUUAAGCGUUUCGCCGGUCUCAUGGUGCAGCUGCUGCACCGCCUGUCGAUCCGGUCCACAAACUCCAACGAGAAGCUGCUGCGUGUCAUCCAGAACCCCAUCACAGACCAUCUGCCGGCCAACUGCCGCAAGGUGACGCUGAGUUUCGACUCGGAGCUCGUCCGCGUGCGCGAGUACGUCGAGUCGGUCGGCAAGGAGAGCAUCUGCGUCUUUGUUGGCGCCAUGGCCAAGGGCGAGGACAACUUUGCCGACUCCAUGGUCGACGAGAAGAUUUCUAUCAGCAACUAUUCCUUGUCCGCUAGUGUGGCCUGCAGCAAGUUCUGCCACGCCGCCGAGGACGUGUGGGAUAUUCUAUGAGGUUCAUGUACAUUCAAAUCCAUCCAUUUAUGAAAGAAGAACAAAAAAGACAACAAGCAUAAAAAAUACCAACAAAACAAUCCCAAAAAGAUUUCCAUGCCUCGCCUAGCAGCACCAGCAGCUCACUUCCGACGCCUCCCCGCAUUCAGCACGUGUACUCACACGCAACUACCGGAGCAUCGCAUUUCCCCCCCAACGGUCCGAGGAGGAUGGGUGCCCUUACGGGAAACCCAUAUUGGAUAUAAAACAAAUUUCUUGCUAGGGAACAAUACAGGCUACGACUGAGGUCGCAUUUCGAGAAGGGAAAAGGGUUACAAAGGAGCAUUUCAUGGUUCAUAUACAGCCAGAGCAGCGUCGCUACGUCCAUGACCAUUUGGGUCCAAUGCAAUGUUUUGUGCUGCCAUUUUGUAGAUUCCUAGAAAGCACCCUCCAGAAAUUCCAUACCUAAUGUAUACCGCUGUACUCUAUU